AUGGAGAAACAGCAUAAUCAAUUCCCCGAGAAGGGUCUCCUAACCAUAGAGUCGAUACCAUUUGAUAUUUUAAUCUCAAUAUUCUCGAGAUUGCCGGUGAAAUCAAUUGCAAGGUGGUCGUUGCUUUCGAAGAAAUGGGCUUACAUUCUCCGCCAUCGAGAUUUCACCGACUUGUACCUGAAAAUAUCGUCGCCUCGUCCCCGUCUCUUGCUCAACUUCCAAGUCAACGGUAAUUGGUUCUUCUUCUCCGUGCCUCAGGACCAGAACUCGUGUCUUUUAGCUGCCGAUCGUCACAUGAGUUUUCCCACCGAACAUGUUUCUUAUAGGAUUUCACCUUCUGUCUGCGGAUUGGUUGUAUGUGGUUUAGAUAGGAAUCAUCCGUGGAUCUAUAACCCUAGUACAGGACAAUGCAUAGCUUUACCCAAGACGACAUCACUAGGACCUACUAUGGAUUUCUCUUUUGGAUAUGAUCCGAUUGACAAGCUAUAUAUGGUAUUGCGCAAGUCCAAUGAUUUUCGAGUUUUUACGUUAGGAACAGGAGAAGUAUCAUGGAGAAAAAUUGAAUGUUCAAUACCCCAUUGGUCUGUAUCUCAUGGUGAGAAAUGCAUCAAUGGGGUUGUGUAUUAUUUUGCUCAGCGCCAUGGCACUAGAUUUCAAACACCUUACAUGCUAGUUUGCUUUGAUAUCCGGUUUGAAAAAUUCAAGUUUCUUGAUGUGGACAGUGACAUUUGGGGAUCAACUCUAGUAAAUUUCGAGGGUAAAUUGGGCAUAAUUAUUCUUGGUGAUAUUGUUUUUUUCAGUGGCCAAACUACAAAGCUUGUGAUGUGGGUUCUAGAUGAUGUCCAGAAUGAGAAAUGGUCGAAGCAUAUCUACCAGUUGCCGUCCUUGUGGACGAAUCUAGUUGGGGAUAACUCGCUAAAAGUUGUAGGGCUGACUGGUACAUGUGAAAUUGUGUUCUCCCCAUAUUAUAUAUAUCAGGAUCCUUUCUACGUUAUCUAUUACAAUGUGGUGAAGAACACUGUCAGAAGAGCUGAAAUCCAAUUAGGAGUUGUUCCUGACAACGGUCUGAUGGUGGGUACCUCUGUUGACCAUGUAGAAAAUGUGAAGCUUAUGGAAGUGCUCCGGAGUUCAUAG
This is a messenger RNA of Camelina sativa (false flax), 1134 nucleotides long. Lineage: Eukaryota; Viridiplantae; Streptophyta; Magnoliopsida; Brassicales; Brassicaceae. The record is from RefSeq and is a predicted model, not a curated record.